Plodia interpunctella (Indianmeal moth) is the source of this 10464-nucleotide messenger RNA. RefSeq lists its product as uncharacterized. The transcript is spliced from 2 exons. The record is from RefSeq and is a predicted model, not a curated record. Bases 10 to 9723 code for a protein of 3237 amino acids. Lineage: Eukaryota; Metazoa; Arthropoda; Insecta; Lepidoptera; Pyralidae.
UGGAACACAAUGAUUCCAAUGGAGCGUAUUCUCGUAGUUUUAGUUGUUUCCCUUCCGUUUAUUUAUGGAGAUGAGUGCAUAUCGUAUAAUUUCGAAGAAGAUUUCGAAGUGUUUGACCCCACCUUGGGAAAUGUUUGCUCAGUAACAAAUAAUAAUUGGAUAUUAAUACCUUAUAGUUCCGUGUCUAUACCACGUCCUGAUCCUAGAAGCGAAUUAUAUAUAACAUCGAUCGCACCUAGCAGCUGUGUGUCAUCGUUUUUCUUUGAUGUUGAAAAUGGUGGUGUAGUCGAAGUUUCCGUUUACAUGAUUUUCAAUGACUUCCUGACUAUUGGAAUAUAUAACGAAGCGAACCAACUAGUAGUCAGUUGGACAAGUUUUGAUAAUGCGAUAAAUGUGAAUUCAUGGGAGACUAUAAGACUUACCCUGAAUACACAAGUAGUGGGAACAUUUCGUGGUUAUUUAUCGAUAUUCGCGACAGUGACAGUAAGCGAAACAAUUUUCAUUGAUGCCUUUCGAUAUAUUCCUCCAAGUCUUGAUGAAAAUGAUAUAGAAUGUCCAAUUUAUGAGGAUGACGUUCAAACGACAGAAGCUGUUACUGAUGAGAGCACUACAGAAGCUGUGACUGACGAAAGCACAACAGAAGCUGUAACUGAUGAAAGCACUACAGAAGCUGUCACUGACGAAAGCACAACAGAAGCUGUGACUGAUGAGAGCACUACAGAAGCUGUCACAGAAGAGAGCACCACAGAAGCUGUGACUGAUGAGAGCACUACAGAAGCUGUUACUGACGAGAGCACUACAGAAGCUGUGACUGAUGAGAGCACUACAGAAGCUGUCACUGAUGAGAGCACUACAGAAGCUGUGACUGAUGAGAGCACUACAGAAGCUGUGACUGAUGAGAGCACUACAGAAGCUGUCACUGAUGAGAGCACUACAGAAGCUGUGACUGAUGAGAGCACUACAGAAGCUGUGACUGAUGAGAGCACUACAGAAGCUGUUACUGACGAAAGCACAACAGAAGCUGUAACUGAUGAGAGCACUACAGAAACUGUUACUGACGAAAGCACAACAGAAGCUGUAACUGAUGAAAGCACAACAGAAGCAGUUACUGAUGAGAGCACUACAGAAGCUGUCACUGAAGAGAGCACCACAGAAGCUGUGACUGAGGACAGCACUACAGAAGCUGUUACUGAUGAGAGCACUACAGAAGCUGUUACUGAUGUGAGCACUACAGAAGCUGUCACUGAAGAGAGCACCACAGAAGCUGUGACUGAGGAGAGCACUACAGAAGCUGUGACUGAUGAGAGCAGUACAGAAGCUGUCACUGAUGAGAGCACUACAGAAGCUGUGACUGAUGAGAGCACUACAGAAGCUGUCACUGAAGAGAGCACUACAGAAGCAGUGACUGACGAGAGCACUACAGAAGCAGUUACUGAUAAGGGCACUACAGAAGCUGUGACUGAUGAAAGCACUACAGAAGCUGUCACUGAAGAGAGCACCACUGAAUCUGUGACUGAUGAGAGCACUACAGAAGCUGUCACUGAAGAGAGCACCACAGAAGCUGUGACUGAGGAGAGCACUACAGAAGCUGUUACUGAUGAGAGCACUACAGAUGCUGUGACUGACGAAAGCACAACAGAAGCUGUAACUGAUGAGAGCACUACAGAAGCAGUGACUGAUGAGAGCACUACAGAAGCAGUUACUGAUGAGAGCACUACAGAAGCUGUUACUGACGAAAACACAACAGAAGCUGUAACUGAUGAGAGCACUACAGAAACUGUUACUGACGAAAGCACAACAGAAGCUGUAACUGAUGAAAGCACAACAGAAGCAGUUACUGAUGAGAGCACUACAGAAGCUGUCACUGAAGAGAGCACCACAGAAGCUGUGACUGAGGAGAGCACUACAGAAGCUGUUACUGAUGAGAGCACUACAGAAGCUGUUACUGAUAUGAGCACUACAGAAGCUGUCACUGAAGAGAGCACCACAGAAGCUGUGACUGAGGAGAGCACUACAGAAGCUGUGCCUGAUGAGAGCAGUACAGAAGCUGUCACUGAUGAGAGCACUACAGAAGCUGUGACUGAUGAGAGCACUACAGAAGCUGUCACUGACGAAAGCACAACAGAAGCAGUUACUGAUGAAAGCACAACAGAAGCAGUUACUGAUGAAAGCACAACAGAAGCAGUUACUGAUGAAAGCACAACAGAAGCAGUUACUGAUGAGAGCCCUACAGAAGCUGUGACUGACGAAAGCACAACAGAAGCUGUGACUGAUGAGAGCACUACAGAAGCAGUUACUGAUGAGAGCACAACAGAAGCUGUGACUGAAGAAAGCACUACAGAAGCUGUCACUGAAGAGAACACCACAGAAGCUGUUACUGACGAAAGCACAACAGAAGCUGUGACUGAUGAGAGCACUACAGAAGCUGUCACUGAAGAGAGCACCACAGAAGCUGUGACUGAGGAGAGCACUACAGAAGCUGUGACUGAUGAGAGCACUACAGAAGCUGUUACUGAUGAGAGCACAACAGAAGCAGUUACUGAUGAGAGCACUACAGAAGCUGUGACUGAUGAAACCACAACAGAAGCUGUGACUGAUGAGAGCACUACAGAAGCAGUUACUGAUGAGAGAACUACAGAAGCAGUUACUGAUGAGAUUACUACAGAAGCAGUUACUGAUGAGAGCACUACAGAAGCAGUUACUGAUGAGAGCACUACAGAAGCUGUUACUGAUGAGAGCACUACAGAAGCUGUGACAGACGAAAGCACAACAGAAGCUGUAACUGAUGAGAGAACAACAGAAGCAGUUACUGAUGAAACCACAACAGAAGCAGUUACUGAUGAAAGCACAACAGAAGCAGUUACUGAUGAGAGCACUACAGAAGCUGUGACUGACGAAAGCACAACAGAAGCUGUGACUGAUGAGAGCACUACAGAAGCAGUUACUGAUGAAAGCACUACAGAAGCUGUGACUGAUGAAAGCACUACAGAAGCUGUCACGGAAGAGAACACCACAGAAGCUGUUACUGACGAAAGCACAACAGAAGCUGUGACUGAUGAGAGCACCACAGAAGCUGUGACUGAGGAGAGCACUACAGAAGCUGUUACUGAUGAGAGCACUACAGAAGCUGUGACUGAUGAGAGCACUACAGAAGCAGUUACUGAUGAAAGCACUACAGAAGCUGUGACUGACGAAAGCACAACAGAAGCUGUAACUGAUGAAAGCACAACAGAAGCAGUUACUGAUGAAAGCACAACAGAAGCAGUUACUGAUGAAAGCACAACAGAAGCAACUGAUGAGAGCACUACAGAAGCUGUCACUGAUGAGAGCACUACAGAAGCAGUGACUGAUGAGAGCACAACAGAAGCAGUUACUGAUGAGAGCCCUACAGAAGCUGUGACUGACGAAAGCACAACAGAAGCUGUGACUGAUGAGAGCACUACAGAAGCAGUUACUGAUGAGAGCACUACAGAAGCUGUGACUGAAGAAAGCACUACAGAAGCUGUCACUGAAGAGAACACCACAGAAGCUGUUACUGACGAAAGCACAACAGAAGCUAUGACUGAUGAGAGCACUACAGAAGCUGUCACUGAAGAGAGCACCACAGAAGCUGUGACUGAGGAGAGCACUACAGAAGCUGUGACUGAUGAGAGCACUACAGAAGCUGUUACUGAUGAGAGCACAACAGAAGCAGUUACUGAUGAGAGCACUACAGAAGCUGUGACUGAUGAAACCACAACAGAAGCUGUGACUGAUGAGAGCACUACAGAAGCAGUUACUGAUGAGAGAACUACAGAAGCAGUUACUGAUGAGAUUACUACAGAAGCAGUUACUGAUGAGAGCACUACAGAAGCUGUUACUGAUGAGAGCACUACAGAAGCUGUGACAGACGAAAGCACAACAGAAGCUGUAACUGAUGAGAGCACUACAGAAGCAGUGACUGAUGAGAGCACUACAGAAGCAGUUACUGAUGAUAGCACUACAGAAGCUGUGACUGACGAAAGCACAACAGAAGCUGUAACUGAUGAAAGCACAACAGAAGCAGUUACUGAUGAAAGCACAACAGAAGCAGUUACUGAUGAAAGCACAACAGAAGCAGUUACUGAUGAGAGCACUACAGAAGCUGUGACUGACGAAAGCACAACAGAAGCUGUGACUGAUGAGAGCACCACAGAAGCUGUGACUGAGGAGAGCACUACAGAAGCUGUUACUGAUGAGAGCACUACAGAAGCAGUGACUGAUGAGAGCACUACAGAAGCAGUUACUGAUGAGAGUACAACAGAAGCAGUUACUGAUGAAAGCACAACAGAAGCAGAUACUGAUGAGAGUACUACAGAAGCUGUGACUGACGAAAGCACAACAGAAGCUGUGACUGAUGAGAGCACUACAGAAGCAGUUACUGAUGAGAGCACUACAGAAGCUGUGACUGAUGAAAGCACUACAGAAGCUGUCACUGAAGAGAACACCACAGAAGCUGUUACUGACGAAAGCACAACAGAAGCUGUGACUGAUGAGAGCACCACAGAAGCUGUGACUGAGGAGAGCACUACAGAAGCUGUUACUGAUGAGAGCACUACAGAAGCUGUGACUGACGAAAGCACAACAGAAGCUGUAACUGAUGAGAGCACUACAGAAGCAGUGACUGAUGAGAGCACUACAGAAGCAGUUACUGAUGAAAGCACAACAGAAGCAGUUACUGAUGAAAGCACAACAGAAGCAGUUACUGAUGAAAGCACAACAGAAGCAGUUACUGAUGAGAGCCCUACAGAAGCUGUGACUGACGAAAGCACAACAGAAGCUGUGACUGAUGAGAGCACUACAGAAGCUGUGACUGAAGAAAGCACUACAGAAGCUGUCACUGAAGAGAACACCACAGAAGCUGUUACUGACGAAAGCACAACAGAAGCUGUGACUGAUGAGAGCACUACAGAAGCUGUCACUGAAGAGAGCACCACAGAAGCUGUGACUGAGGAGAGCACUACAGAAGCUGUGACUGAUGAGAGCACUACAGAAGCUGUUACUGAUGAGAGCACAACAGAAGCAGUUACUGAUGAGAGCACUACAGAAGCUGUGACUGAUGAUACCACAACAGAAGCUGUGACUGAUGAGAGCACUACAGAAGCAGUUACUGAUGAGAGAACUACAGAAGCAGUUACUGAUGAGAUUACUACAGAAGCAGUUACUGAUGAGAGCACUACAGAAGCUGUUACUGAUGAGAGCACUACAGAAGCUGUGACAGACGAAAGCACAACAGAAGCUGUAACUGAUGAGAGCACUACAGAAGCAGUGACUGAUGAGAGCACUACAGAAGCAGUUACUGAUGAAAGCACUACAGAAGCUGUGACUGACGAAAGUACAACAGAAGCUGUAACUGAUGAGAGCACUACAGAAGCUGUUACUGAUGAGAGCACUACAGAAUCUGUGACAGACGAAAGCACAACAGAAGCUGUAACUGAUGAGAGCACUACAGAAGCAGUGACUGAUGAGAGCACUACAGAAGCAGUUACUGAUGAAAGCACUACAGAAGCUGUGACUGACGAAAGCACAACAGAAGCUGUAACUGAUAAAAGCACAACAGAAGCAGUUACUGAUGAAAGCACAACAGAAGCAGUUACUGAUGAAAGCACCACAGAAGCAGUUACUGAUGAGAGCACUACAGAAGCUGUGACUGACGAAAGCACAACAGAAGCUGUGACUGAUGAGAGCACUACAGAAGCAGUUACUGAUGAGAGCACUACAGAAGCUGUGACUGAUGAAAGCACUACAGAAGCUGUCACUGAAGAGAACACCACAGAAGCUGUUACUGACGAAAGCACAACAGAAGCUGUGACUGAUGAGAGCACUACAGAAGCUGUUACUGAUGAGAGCACUACAGAAGCAGUGACUGAUGAGAGCACUACAGAAGCAGUUACUGAUGAAAGCACUACAGAAGCUGUGACUGACGAAAGCACAACAAAAGCAGUUACUGAUGAAAGCACAACAGAAGCAGUUACUGAUGAAAGCACAACAGAAGCAGUUACUGAUGAGAGCACUACAGAAGCAGUUACUGAUGAGAUUACUACAGAAGCAGUUACUGAUGAGAGCACUACAGAAGCUGUUACUGAUGAGAGCACUACAGAAGCUGUGACAGACGAAAGCACAACAGAAGCUGUAACUGAUGAGAGCACUACAGAAGCAGUGACUGAUGAGAGCACUACAGAAGCAGUUACUGAUGAAAGCACUACAGAAGCUGUGACUGACGAAAGCACAACAGAAGCUGUAACUGAUGAGAGCACUACAGAAGCUGUUACUGAUGAGAGCACUACAGAAUCUGUGACAGACGAAAGCACAACAGAAGCUGUAACUGAUGAGAGCACUACAGAAGCAGUGACUGAUGAGAGCACUACAGAAGCAGUUACUGAUGAAAGCACUACAGAAGCUGUGACUGACGAAAGCACAACAGAAGCUGUAACUGAUGAAAGCACAACAGAAGCAGUUACUGAUGAAAGCACAACAGAAGCAGUUACUGAUGAAAGCACCACAGAAGCAGUUACUGAUGAGAGCACUACAGAAGCUGUGACUGACGAAAGCACAACAGAAGCUGUGACUGAUGAGAGCACUACAGAAGCAGUUACUGAUGAGAGCACUACAGAAGCUGUGAGUGAUGAAAGCACUACAGAAGCUGUCACUGAAGAGAACACCACAGAAGCUGUGACUGACGAAAGCACAACAGAAGCUGUAACUGUUGAGAGCACUACAGAAGCAGUGACUGAUGAGAGCACUACAGAAGCAGUGACUGAUGAGAGCACUACAGAAGCAGUUACUGAUGAAAGCACUACAGAAGCUGUGACUGACGAAAGCACAACAGAAGCAGUUACUGAUGAAAGCACAACAGAAGCAGUUACUGAUGAAAGCACAACAGAAGCAGUUACUGAUGAGAGCACUACAGAAGCUGUGACUGACGAAAGCACAACAGAAGCUGUGACUGAUGAGAGCACUACAGAAGCAGUUACUGAUGAGAGCACUACAGAAGCUGUGACUGAUGAAAGCACUACAGAAGCUGUCAUUGAAGAGAACACCACAGAAGCUGUUACUGACGAAAGCACAACAGAAGCUGUUACUGAUGAAAGCACAACAGAAGCAGUUACUGAUGAAAGCACAACAGAAGCAGUUACUGAUGAAAGCACCACAGAAGCAGUUACUGAUGAGAGCACUACAGAAGCUGUGACUGACGAAAGCACAACAGAAGCUGUGACUGAUGAGAGCACUACAGAAGCAGUUACUGAUGAGAGCACUACAGAAGCUGUGACUGAUGAAAGCACUACAGAAGCUGUCACUGAAGAGAACACCACAGAAGCUGUUACUGACGAAAGCACAACAGAAGCUGUGACUGAUGAGAGCACUACAGAAGCUGUUACUGAUGAGAGCACUACAGAAGCAGUGACUGAAGAGAGCACUACAGAAGCAGUUACUGAUGAAAGCACUACAGAAGCUGUGACUGACGAAAGCACAACAGAAGCAGUUACUGAUGAAAGCACAACAGAAGCAGUUACUGAUGAAAGCACAACAGAAGCAGUUACUGAUGAGAGCACUACAGAAGCUGUGACUGAUGAAAGCACUACAGAAGCUGUCACUGAAGAGAACACCACAGAAGCUGUUACUGACGAAAGCACAACAGAAGCUGUGACUGAUGAGAGCACUACAGAAGCUGUUACUGAUGAGAGCACUACAGAAGCAGUGACUGAUGAGAGCACUACAGAAGCAGUUACUGAUGAAAGCACUACAGAAGCUGUGACUGACGAAAGCACAACAGAAGCUGUAACUGAUGAGAGCACUACAGAAGCUGUUACUGAUGAGAGCACUACAGAAGCUGUGACUGACGAAAGCACAACAGAAGCUGUGACUGAUGAGAGCACUACAGAAGCAGUUACUGAUGAGAGCACUACAGAAGCUGUGACUGAUGAAAGCACUACAGAAGCUGUCACUGAAGAGAACACCACAGAAGCUGUUACUGACGAAAGCACAACAGAAGCUGUGACUGAUGAGAGCACUACAGAAGCUGUUACUGAUGAGAGCACUACAGAAGCAGUGACUGAUGAGAGCACUACAGAAGCUGUGACUGACGAAAGCACAACAGAAGCUGUAACUGAUGAGAGCACUACAGAAGCAGUUACUGAUGAGAGCACUACAGAAGCUGUGACUGAUGAAAGCACUACAGAAGCUGUCACUGAAGAGAACACCACAGAAGCUGUUACUGACGAAAGCACAACAGAAGCUGUGACUGAUGAGAGCACCACAGAAGCUGUGACUGAGGAGAGCACUACAGAAGCUGUUACUGAUGAGAGCACUACAGAAGCUGUGACUGACGAAAGCACAACAGAAGCUGUAACUGAUGAGAGCACUACAGAAGCAGUGACUGAUGAGAGCACUACAGAAGCAGUUACUGAUGAAAGCACUACAGAAGCUGUGACUGACGAAAGCACAACAGAAGCUGUAACUGAUGAAAGCACAACAGAAGCAGUUACUGAUGAAAGCACAACAGAAGCAAUUACUGAUGAAAGCACAACAGAAGCAGUUACUGAUGAGAGCCCUACAGAAGCUGUGACUGACGAAAGCACAACAGAAGCUGUGACUGAUGAGAGCACUACAGAAGCAGUUACUGAUGAGAGCACUACAGAAGCUGUGACUGAAGAAAGCACUACAGAAGCUGUCACUGAAGAGAACACCACAGAAGCUGUUACUGACGAAAGCACAACAGAAGCUGUGACUGAUGAGAGCACAACAGAAGCAGUUACUGAUGAGAGCACUACAGAAGCUGUGACUGACGAAAGCACAACAGAAGCUGUGACUGAUGAGAGCACUACAGAAGCAGUUACUGAUGAGAGCACUACAGAAGCUGUGACUGAUGAAAGCACUACAGAAGCUGUCACUGAAGAGAACACCACAGAAGCUGUGACUGAUGAGAGCACCACAGAAGCAGUUACUGAUGAAAGCACUACAGAAGCUGUGACUGACGAAAGCACAACAGAAGCUGUAACUGUUGAAAGCACAACAGAAGCAGUUACUGAUGAGAGCACUACAGAAGCUGUGACUGACGAAAGCACAACAGAAGCUGUGACUGAUGAGAGCACUACAGAAGCAGUUACUGAUGAGAGCACUACAGAAGCUGUCACUGAUGAGAGCACUACAGAAGCAGUGACUGAUGAGAGCACUACAGAAGCAGUUACUGAUGAGAGCACUACAGAAGCUGUGACUGAUGAGAGCACUACAGAAGCUGUGACUGAGGAGAGCACUACAGAAGCAGUGACUGAUGAGAGCACUACAGAAGCAGUUACUGAUGAGAGCACUACAGAAGCUGUCACUGAUGAGAGCACUACAGAAAUUGUCACUGAUGAGAGCACUACUGAAACUGUGACUGAUGAGAGCACUACAGAAGCUGUUACUGAUGAGAGCACUACAGAAGCUGUGACUGAUGAGAGCACUACAGAAGCUGUGACUGAUGAGAGCUCAUCAUCAUUCUGGACUCCUUUGACUAUUUCUUUGGUGGCAACAGGAUCGAUUAUAGCCCUUGUUAUAAUAAUUUUAAUAUCAUAUUGGUGUGGUAAGAGAAGACAAAAGAAAAGGGUUGCGGAAAUGUUGUACAUGGAUAUUGAGGAAAUGCCGAGGACUGUAUUUGUACCCAGAGUCAGGAGUGUAUAUUCUGAGUCUAUGACGAGUAGCAUUCGUUAUGCUAGAGACUAUUAAUACUCGUAAUUGUUACACAAAUAAGUAAUGUAAUUUUUGAAGACGAUCAUGAGAGAAAUGCCUCUACGAAAAAUUCCUUUCAAAAGCCCUGGUGACAUUCAAAUCUUCUUAAUACAUUUGUUUUCAGUAAAACCUUAAUAAAUUAUACACCUAUGCCUUCCUCAGGAAUUACAUUAUCUGUUGUUGAAAACCUUGUAAAUGUCCGUCUAUUAUUUGUUUAUAUAUAAGGAUUCGAAUUUUGCCUAUAAUUAUCCUUAAAAUUAUGAACAAUAAAAUUAAAUUAAAUGCGGUACUUAGAGAUAUUUAAAGGGAUAUUAUAACUUAUUUUCAUUUGUAAAUAUUAAAGUCAUAAGUAAUUGUUAAACUUUUGUUAAUCGUUUAUUAGUAAGAAAAUUUUGUAUUGACAAUUCACCUUGAAUUAAAUAUGUUUAAAAGUAAUUUACAGUUGCUUACGUAUGUAUUGAUUUGAUAUAAUCUAAACUUGUACAUUUUCAGUUAAACAAAAUACCUUAUGCUAAAAUAUAUAUGUAAGGGACCUUAACGCGGCUGGCGCUUAGGUCUUUAUUGCCGUUGUUCGAAUACAAAACAACGGCAAUAAUGGCGUAAGUGCCGGGCGCCAUAAGGUCCCUUUUGAUAUGGACGGCCACAUAUGAUUUGUUAUUGUAGAUAAUAAUAAUGAUAAGAUUGUCCAUUGUCUCUUCCUAGUUUAUUAAAACUGUUAAAAAUAGAUUAUAACUCAUA